Molecule: messenger RNA, 1272 nt
Organism: Ixodes scapularis (black-legged tick)
Lineage: Eukaryota; Metazoa; Arthropoda; Arachnida; Ixodida; Ixodidae
Product: lysosomal acid phosphatase-like
Exons: 5
Coding region: 1-1272 (423 amino acids)
Biological process (GO): dephosphorylation
Molecular function (GO): phosphatase activity
Source: RefSeq, a predicted model, not a curated record
AUGGAGAGGUCCCUCUUAACACGUUUCGUCAUGAUAGCCGUCGUUAAACCGUGUGCUCUCGCGCCAGACCUUCAAGGUCAACCGUGCUCGGGCCCCGGGGCCGGUGCUUUAUGGGGCAAAACCGUGUUUCAUCCUUGGAUUCAAGUCAUUUGCAUCUUGUUGAUUUCACAAGAUGGCUUUGGCGAUGAAGCUUCACGGGAAAAGUCCGAAGUUCACAAACCCGACCUUGUGUUUGGUCUUUUCCGACAUGGCGAUCGAGCGCCCCUUAUGACAUAUCCUACUGACACGAAUCGAAACAGCAGUCUCUGGGAGCUUGGAUUUGGGGAACUUACACAACGGGGUAUAAAAACUAUGCUAGCACUUGGGAAAUAUCUAAAGAAGCGAUACAGUGAGCUCCUGAAUGGUGACCCCAAGGCAACAUACGUUCGAAGUAGCCCCAAGCCACGCUGCUUCAACAGUGCUGCCUUUGUGCUUUAUGAGCUUUACCCGGCCAAAGCGCCUCGGAAAUUCGACAACAAAAAAUGGUUUCCAUUUCCAAUAACCAGAGUCGUCGAGGGUCACGAUAAGUACACGUUGUUGUGCCUGACGGAAAUACAAAAGUUGGCGACAAAGGUGCUGAACACUACUGGCCAGUCUACCGGCAUGUCACAGUUCCUGAUAGAAGCGGCACAGCAACUGGGUCUUGACCUGAAGGCUCACGUAGCUGCAAUUCCAGAUGCCCUGGACGCCGUCCUCGUCCAGAAAGAGAAUGGUUUACAGGUGCCAGCGUGGUUUGAGAACAGGAUCAGCACCCUUUCUUACAUAUCUCGAGGACUCUACGUGCUUAUGGCUCAAGCUUUCAUCAAAAACAUGGGAGGACAAUUCCUAAGGGAUAUUGCCUCGUUUCUUGAGGAAAAGUACAUCCAUUCAUCCGAAAACCUCAAGAAAGAUCAUCUCACUCCAGGCCAAGACAAGUCAAGGUGGAACGCCAAACUCCACUUACUUUCGUACCACGACCUGAACAUCAUCGCUGCGCUGAUGGCUCUCGACUCUACGUUUUCUGAAAAGCCAUAUUAUGGCUCAUUAGUGACGUUCGAGGUGCGGAAAGUCGCAGAAGAAGCUGAUAUCACAGUUUAUUAUAGAAAUGGUACCCAGGAAAUCAAGAUGUUUAAUCUGCCAGGUUGUUCUUAUCCUUGCAAGGUGAAAGAUUUUAUUACCCUUGUGAGACAAAGGUUUCCAAUUGAUUUUACACCGGAGGUGUGCGGAUAUCCAAAAGGAUAUGUGGUACUGUAG